Messenger RNA from Pediculus humanus corporis (human body louse), 663 nucleotides. RefSeq lists its product as uncharacterized. The coding region runs from base 1 to 663 and encodes 220 amino acids. The transcript has 2 exons. The record is from RefSeq and is a predicted model, not a curated record. NCBI's taxonomy places the organism in Eukaryota, Metazoa, Arthropoda, Insecta, Psocodea, Pediculidae.
AUGGAUAUGAAAUCUUCAGUUGGAUCCUUCUACUAUGAAAGUUUUGCCUUCCCCGGUAUGGUACCGUACAAGAGACCUGCAGCUGAUAAAUCCGGAGUGCCCGUUUAUCAACCAGGAGCGACGUAUCAGCAGUUAAUGCAGUUGCAACAGCCGUUCGUACCGGUGUCAUGUGAGUACACCGCCGCUACCGUUUCGUCCCCGGAGGGCAAGAGCGAAACAGAGGAGCGCCCCGGACUCGGGCCCAUGACAGAUGCCGCGGCUAGAGCAAAGGAAGUCGCUACUCAGAGUUAUGCCAAAGCUAAACUCGCAGCCGCGGCUCUGAAUUAUACCGGGGUGUCCCUCAACAAGCAAACCCCUCCUGCUGCUGCUGCUGCUGCCGCACCUCUUCCUCGUGGGUAUCCCUACACUUUCACUCCUUCCACUUAUCAAAUACCCUUUGCCAAACCUUCACCCCCCGUAAAUCCUUAUGCAUUCCUUCGACCCGUAUAUUCCAUGCCUCCUCCUCCGUCUGCUCCCGCCGUAUCGAAUCCGGUCCUCGUCGGAAAUCCACUUUUGGUGGGUUCAAUGCUAUCGCAUUAUCCCGCCGCUCCAUCCGCUACCAUAACCACCCACGAAAACAAUAACACGUCACCUCAGCCUUAUAAAAAAAUGAAAACAACGUAG